GCCCCGGAGUCCGCCUGCCGCCGCGCUUGGUUUUUUGCAAGGGCUUGGCUACCGCUCCUGCUUCUUCCCGGGACCGCCGCCCCCCCUCCGCCACCGAUGGCCAACUCGGGCUUGCAGCUGCUGGGCUUCGCGCUGGCCCUGCUGGGCUGGAUCGCCACCCUGGUGGCCACCGUCAUGCCCCAGUGGCAGAUGUCCUCCUACGCCGGCGACAGCAUCAUCACCGCCCAGGCCAUCUACCGGGGCCUCUGGAUGGAGUGCGUCUGGCAGAGCACGGGCCAGAUCCAGUGCAAGGUCUACGACUCGGUGCUCGCCCUCUCGUCUUCUCUACAAGCCACCCGGGCGCUGAUGGUGGUUUCCCUUGUCUUGGGGGUGAUCGCCACAGGGGUGGCCGUCAUGGGAAUGAAGUGCACCCGGUGUGGCGGAGACGACAAGGUUGUGAAGGCGCGGAUUGCCAUGGGGGGCGGUAUCGUCUUCCUGGUUUCAGGUCUGGCUUCCCUAAUUGCUUGCUCGUGGAUCGGAAACCAGAUUGUAAGCAAUUUCUAUAAUGUGAACAUUCCAGUCAAUUCCAAGUACGAAUUUGGAGCGGCCAUCUUCAUUGGCUGGGCCGGGGCGGCCUUGGUGCUCCUCGGCGGGGGCCUCCUGUCCUGUUCAUGUCCGGGAAAGGACGGCUUAAGCAGCAACCGCAGGUACCCUCAAGGGAAACCCAUCUCUAAGCCCCCGAGUUCCAAGGAAUACGUCUAAGAGUCUCGCGCGAAGGCCAGUUCCGAUGCCCGACCUCCAUGCCCCUGCGGUCAGGAUACCAACGAACCGCCGUUCGUCCACCUGAGCGUGUCCUGGACACUGAGAUACACCCUCACCCACCCAGGUGUUUUUUUCAUAGUCCACACUGACUUUACCUUUUGCAUUCCCUUGUAUUUUUUAAAAACUCCCUUGUAAUUAUUUUGCUUUAUAAUUUUUUGGUAAUUGAUAGGAGCUGAGCUUUGAAAUGUUCUUACUUGGGGUUUUUUGGGGUGUGUGUGUGUGUAGUGGUCUAGACUUGGGAGUUGUGGGCCAAGAAAAUAACAUUUCCAGCCCCUGGAGAGGAUGUGCAUUAAUGGGGAAAAUCUGAAAAAAAAAAUGAACAUACGCUGUUAACGUUGAAGGUACCAACACUUCCUGGUCUGCAAUAAAGUGGGCAGUCGUGACCGCAAUGGAAAUCUUAAUUUUCUGUACCAUGUCAAAGGAGAAAGGGGAUUAAACGCUGUUUUAUGUGUGCUUCUCCUGAAGGAAUUUACAUCCUAGACCCACGAGGAGAGGAAUACGAGCUCAGAUUUAUUGAAGGGCAAAAACAAACAAACAAACAAAAAAACCAGAACUAAAACAGAAGAACCAGCUCCCUAGAAAUAAUGUUGCUUCGUGGAAACCUAUUUCUGAGCAAAGAACGCUGCUUAGAAAAGUUACUUGGAUGGCUUACCACCCUCCGAACCUCGCAGCUAGCUAGCAUGGUUGCUGGGUGUGUUUUUUUAAAAUUUGUAGUAACUUUUCUAAGCUCUGUUUAAGAAAUAAUAAUGGAGAACUUGCUGAUUCUCGAGCCUUUCUGAGGGUCCCUUAAGAUCAGCUCACCGAAUUCAUAGUUAUUAAAUCCCAUCUCCUUGAAUGUUUACAACUUUAUUCAUCAUUGUGGAUUUACUGAGGAGGAAGGAUAAAUCCUUAAAGGCCUGCUGGACAAUCUGAAAGAGGAUCAUUUAUUUCUUCUUUGGGACAUGAAUGUAGGGGGAGUGUGUGAACAGAAACAACAAAGUUAUUUUGGAUUAAAUGAUGGAUGACAUUUUGGAGUGGCAGAAGAGACUGCCUUAAAGUCUGUGGAGAGGAACAUAUAACUGAAAUGCUGUGACGUACAGCAGAUGAUCAGCACCCUUAACCUAUUAUUAAAUUCUCCCAUUAAAAACCCAUCCUUUUGCCCUGUUUUGACAUCUUUUCUAUAAUGAGCUGUAUUUUGUUGGCUUAAGAUAGGAACUUUUUUUCUUUCUUGCUUGGGGAAGGGGAGAUGUUUUUUAAAUGAAUUGGCAAAUUUGACCAGGAAUGUUGCCGUUUCUACAGUACAAAAAAAAAUAUUGCCUUAUUUAAAACACUAGAACUCGUGUGGGUUGUUUAUGCACAAGCCUGUGUUUUUUAUAUUACAAAUGGUGUCUUGUGUAUUGCUGGAAUUGACUUUUUUUUGUAUAUAUAAUAAAUAAUUGUUUUGGACAAACA
This is a messenger RNA of Pogona vitticeps (central bearded dragon), 2232 nucleotides long. RefSeq names its product claudin 7 (gene CLDN7). The record is from RefSeq and is a predicted model, not a curated record. Gene Ontology annotation, cellular component: membrane; bicellular tight junction. Gene Ontology annotation, molecular function: structural molecule activity. Lineage: Eukaryota; Metazoa; Chordata; Lepidosauria; Squamata; Agamidae.